Messenger RNA from Bacidia gigantensis, 342 nucleotides. RefSeq lists its product as uncharacterized. The transcript is spliced from 2 exons. NCBI's taxonomy places the organism in Eukaryota, Fungi, Ascomycota, Lecanoromycetes, Lecanorales, Ramalinaceae. Bases 1 to 342 code for a protein of 113 amino acids. The record is from RefSeq and is a predicted model, not a curated record.
AUGUCGUUCCUCAUGCGCACCGUCCCGCUUGCGCGCUCAGUCCCACGCACCUCAACCCGCCUCUUCGCCACAACACCAACAACGCGAAAAACCGCCACCGAGACCGCAAAAGAGACAGUUGAACAAGCCACACAAAAAGCCAAAGAAGCAAUAGGUCUCGGCAGCGGCAAAUCCUCUGAACUAGCUGGAGAAGCAAAGGGCAAAGCGAGCGAGGUAGCGGGGAAGGUAAAGGGCGAAGCAUCAGAAGCGACAGGCAAGGCGAAGGGGACAGCGGAGGAAGUGUCGGCCGAGGCGAGGGCGAAGGGGCAGGAUGCAAAGGCGAAGGUGCAGGGCUCUGAUUAG